Elaeis guineensis (African oil palm) is the source of this 1202-nucleotide messenger RNA. RefSeq names its product GPI-anchored protein LLG1. Lineage: Eukaryota; Viridiplantae; Streptophyta; Magnoliopsida; Arecales; Arecaceae. The record is from RefSeq and is a predicted model, not a curated record.
UUAGAUUACACGGCUGUAGCCAGGUAUCAUCCAUCACGAGACCGAUAGAAUCCUCUCUCUGUGCGCGUCCACUUCGCCAAGUGCACGAUAAUUAAAAUCCAACGGCCAUGAUCGCACCGUCACCUUCGUCCUCGAUCGAAACCGCGUUCCUCUUUUUUUUCUUUUAGGGAACUCACAUGUCCAAUAAAUAAUAUUAAUCUCCGUUCAUUUGCCAGCUCCGGCAGAGGCGAGUGGGAGGGAGGGUAUUUCGGCCUGAUUUGGUCGCGACUGCGGGUGUUCGUGCCUUCCUCGCUUCGCCGCCUUCUUCGCCGCAGUCAUCCUCCUCACUACCAUUUCUCUCUCCCGUCCCUCUUCUUCCUUGGAUUCCAGAGAUCGGAGGAGGCGGAAAACCCUUGAAAGAUUUCAUUUUUUGGGCUGGAGAUGGAAUUGAGUCGAAGCGUCUCCUUGAGGGCGGCUCUGUUCGUGUUUUCGGUGGGAUUGGCAGCUGCUUCUACCUUCGUCUCAGAUGAUGUGUUCCAGUAUCAUGGAUCUACGGGUCGGAGAUUGCUGCAGGCGAAAAAGAGUUGCCCUGUGAGCUUUGAGUUCUUGAAUUACACAAUCAUCACGAGCAAGUGCAAGGGGCCUCAGUAUUCUGCUAAGCUUUGUUGUUCUGCUUUAACUGAAUUUGCAUGCCCUUAUGCUGAUGAACUGAACGAUGUCUCCAAUGAUUGUGCAUCAAUCAUGUUCAGUUACAUUAAUCUCUAUGGCAAAUACCCCCCAGGCCUGUUUGCCGGUGAGUGCAAAGGAGGCAAACAAGGGCUUGCAUGCCCUCCUAGCUCUUCAAAGUCACAAGAUGACAAUGCAAAUGCUGGCCGUGUGAAUCGGAGCCUCACCUUUCCAGUUGUCUUUGUGUCUGGAAUGGUUCUUGCAUUCCUGUUCUCUUGAAGUUGGAAGCUGUAUGUUUGUGGAAGCUGCAUUGUUGCAGUUUGUCAUUUGAAUGGAGGAUCUGUUCUAGGAGUUCAGGCCAAUUAAUUCCGAGGUGAUGUCAAGGGCAUUGGUUUUGGAGAUAUGUAUUAUUUUUCUUACGCGACCAUUCGUAAGUCUGCUAAUGUUUUCCUUUUCUUGCUGGCAUACUUGCAAAAUGUAAUUCUAACUUACAUGUUUGGCACCAGAGAUGGUAUAUUGCUUCAAACUUGUGAAUGUGGUAUUGAUGUGUUUUUUUU